AUGGAGAACUCAACCCAAGUCAAUUUAUUUUAUCUUUUUGGCUUACAAGAGACAUUUAACAACAAAUCAAUAUAUUUUAUCUUGUCUCUUAUCACAUACCUUCUCAUCAUCACUGUGAAUCUGACUCUGAUCAUAACAGUCAUUCAGGAGAAAGGUCUCCAUGAGCCCAUGUAUAUCUUUCUGUGUAGUCUAUGUGUCAAUGGAUUGUAUGGAACUGCUGGUUUCUACCCCAAGUUGUUACUGGACCUUCAGUCAGAUGUUCAGGUGAUAUCUUAUGGUGGAUGUUUCACUCAAGCCUAUGUCAUAUACACAUCUGUCAUGUGUGAAAUUUCUACUCUAACGGUGAUGUCUUACGACAGGUAUGUGGCAAUAUGUAGACCACUACUAUAUCAUACCAUUGUGACAUCUUUAACUGUUAGAAAGUUACUCUUAUUUUCUUGGUGUUAUCCUUUAUUUAUAUCACUAAUAGCACUUAGUUUAACAGUCAGACUUCCUUUGUGUGGAUCUCGCAUUGAUAAGAUCUUCUGUGACAAUCCAUCUAUACUGAAACAUGUUAUAGCAGCUGUUUUGGUGAACCCCUCCCGCAUCUGA
Molecule: messenger RNA, 591 nt
Organism: Oncorhynchus mykiss (rainbow trout)
Lineage: Eukaryota; Metazoa; Chordata; Actinopteri; Salmoniformes; Salmonidae
Source: RefSeq, a predicted model, not a curated record